UCGUCGAUGCUUCAGUUGCGCGCUUGCCGUUGUCGCGAGUAUACAAUAAGAAGAGAAGGAAGGUAGUUUUCGAUAAUUUUAUCGCAUAACCGUAUUAGUUGCAGUAUUCACAUUUCUUUUUCUUUCUCUCUGUUUAUCUCUCUCUCUCUUUCUCUCUUUCGAAUUUUCAUUAUCGGACAAAAACAACGAGAAGAAAUUCUUCGUGAACAAUUUACGUUCGUCUCGUCGCUUUCCAAUAUUAUAGUGUGAAGCUGGAUGACCAUCGUUGUCGAACGUUACUUGAAAGAGUGGUGAACGAUGAGCCAAGCAGAUCAGGACAAAGAUAAAAGUAUGGACAAAAAGGAAAUCGCGGAGGAGGAGAGGGAAAAGAUGCUGAACGCCGAGAACACAAAACAUACCGGUGCUGCACCUGCACCUGAUUUAGAAUCCGAGGAGAAUAAACCGAAGAAGAAGAUACCAAUCGGCGGUAUCAAAAUGCCAGGAUUUUGUCGUACCAAGAGUAAGGAACCUUGCAAGGAUGAUGAAACCAAACCCACCGAAUCGACGGAUACAGAAACCACAGCUGUUAUGACAAAGGAAAACGAACAAAAUGCGCCUCCUGCUCCUGAGAAACCAACAACACCGGCAAAGGACUCGAAGGAGAAAGAAGGGCGAAAGGGCAUUCUAAAUGCCAUUAGAUUACCGCUGGUUUCCGUAUUUCCUAGAAAGAAGAAUAAGGACGGAGAUGCUGAAUUAGGAACGACUGGUGCCGCUGGUUUAGCUAGUAUUGAAACUCUUGAUGACGGUGGGACAGAAAAAAAUCCUAUCGCUAAUGAGGAUGGCAUGGAAACGGUACGUUUGGACAGCGACGCCGCUGAUGGAGUAGAACCUCCAAAACGUCAUUUCUUUGUAGUCUGCGUGAGUGCUGCAAGGCGAAAUUUAUUUGCGUUGGCUGCUGUAUUGUGUAUUCUACUGUCGGUGAUUAUUAUCAUAUGCGUCGCUUGUGCUGGACCAAGAAGAAAUACCAAUCUAUCUCACAAGAGCGACAAGUACAUAGAAGCGGUGACAUCAUGUGGACCCAUUCAAGGUGUCUUAGAAGACGGUGCAUACGCUUUUCGUGGGAUACCAUACGCUGUGCCACCGGUUGAUAAUCGUCGAUGGCAAACCGCUGAACCACUCAGUAGACUCGAACACUGUUGGAACGGAACUUAUCUGGCUCACAAUGCCUCGGAGAUGUGCUGGCAACGUGAAACUUCCGGUAGAAUCGACGGGGUCGAGGAUUGUCUUUAUCUCGAUGUAUUUACGCCAGACGUACGAUACGAUUCACCGUUACCGGUAGUAGUCAUGAUCGGUGCAGAAACUUUGAGUGGCUCAUCGCCUGGUGUGAUGCAACCAUCGGCAAAACUCGCUCGUGUUCGUGAUAUGAUCUUCGUGAGACCUAACUUUCGAUUGGGAAUUUUCGGAUUCUUAGCGACCGAACCACUUUCUCGAGCUACGCAUCCACCAACGUCCGGUAAUUACGGACUCUCGGACAUCAUAGCCGCUCUACAGUGGGUCCAAUUGAAUAUUCAGUAUUUCGGUGGCAACAAAACUUCCGUAACUCUUUGGGGUCACAGAGCUGGUGGUACUUUAGUCACGACACUCGUAGGAAUACGAAAAACUCGUGGUCUCUUUUCAAAAGUCUGGGUCUCCAGUGGUAGUGCGAUUUUCCCUCGUAAAGAUCUGAAAAAGUCUGAACAACAGAGCGAACAGUUUCUUAAUUCCAUUCGAUGCACGGAUGCGAAUUGCUUGCGUAACAAGGGUGCCGAAGAUCUGAUAGAUGCCGUACCGGAAACUUGGCAUAGUAGCUUUGUUGGGCUGCCGGAAACGAGAGAGACUUUGGCGAGGGAUCGAAUGCACGAGUGGCUUGUUCUAGAUGGUGCUAUCUUACAGGAACAUGUUGGUGAGAUUUGGGUGAGGGAUGAGUUGCCUAUUAAGAUCGUUAUGGGUACCACUGCCCACUCGGGAACUCCGGCACGAUAUCUUUCUUCGAAUGUUACUUUCAACUCCACGCAAAUAGAGAAAAUCGUUCGUGAAUCUCUACUCGGUACUAGCGGAUUAGCAGAUGAAGCACUCAGACGAUACAACUCUACUCUUGAAGGUCUAGUCAGAAUGAUAUCAGACAUACGAGUGGUCUGUCCAUUGGUGACAGUUGCCAGCAUGAAAUCGAACGUUCCAUUCUAUGUAGCUACUCAGCCACGUGGAAACUUGGCAGAUCCUGAUAGUGACGCAGCAGCUAUACUCGGUACUUAUGCUGCAAGAACGUCGGAAGAAAAAAGGCAUGUAUCGGCGAUGCAACAGUUGUUCAAUCAUUAUGUGUGGCACGGAGAAGUGCCUCAAGCUGAUUCGUCAGGUGCGAAUAGAGUUCUGAUUGUUAGUCAGGAUAUUUUACCGCAACACGAUUAUCCAAAUUGCGACUUUUGGAUACAAAAGGAUAUCGUUCCCUUGUAUGGGCGAGUCGAUUAAAUUCCAUUGUUGUCCUGAUCUCUGUAUAAGGUCCCAUUUAUUUAAGAAUCUUCCUUGGAAACACACGUUAUCCGUUGAAUUUCCACGAAUGAAAGAUUCUUUUCAUGAGGUUAUAUACUUUGGCAUUUAAAUAGAUGACUAAUUAACGUUCUAUGAGAUACGGAAUAUUACAAAAAAAAAAAAAAAAAGAAAAAUAUCGUGCCUCAGUAACAUGACGAGCAACAGUACCUAUCAGGGCUGGCGAUUAAAUAAACCAAAACGGUGAAAUCAAAAAACAAUGAAAAAUAUAAAUGAGGACGACAUGAACGACUUAAAUGAUACAAUAUGAAGUAUGUAAUUUUAAUAUAAAAUGUGUGGAUCCAUAUGGCACGUGGAUUCUUAUGUACGUGUAUAAAUGUGAAUCAAAUUGUAAUAUAUUACGAGAAGACGGAAAAAGGAGAGUAAUGAAAACAAACAAAUCGCGCAUAGCUUAAGAACAAAAAAGAGUAAAUAUCUACAGUUCAUAAUUAUUAUACAUAUUCUAUAUUCUUGUAAGCUGUCCUCAAAUGGGUACGGAAAAGAUAGCAAGAAUUAUGAAAAAAUUCAUUAUUAUUAUUAUCAAAUAAUUCAUGUUCUACAGCCUAUUGGUACACAUGCACUUUACACUUCACCUUCCUUUUUUAUUUAAUUACAUCCCAUUUUUAAUAUUCCUCUUUGUACUCACACUCAGUUAAAAAGUCUCAAAAAUAUAAGUUUGAGAAUGUUGCUUGUUAUCAAUAGUCAAUCAACAUUUUCACACUUUUACAUAAAAACAAUGUUGCACAAUUGCACAAAAGUCUACUCCUAAAUAUAUUGCAAAAAAAAAAAUACUGAUUCAGCAAACACAAAAUAUUGUAGUGAUGCAAUAAGUAUGAGAAAGCAUUUGUCAUUGCAUUUCUAAAGAAAAAGUUACUAAUCUUAUUAUAAAUAUGUUAUAAUAAGUUUAUAACUGCUUUAUUGCUUGUAUAGUGUUUGCUAGUCAGUAUGAAUGUUAAUGCUUUGGGAAGUGUAGUACAUAUCCAUUUCAUAAAACUUAUUGGAUCGUUUCUACGGGCAUAUUUUUCAGGUAUAACUUUUUUACUCCACUUUUUGUAAGACAACUUUUUUAUUAUUAAUAUUGGUUUAGAAGUAAUGUAGUUAGGAAGCAACAUCCUUUCAAUAGGAUGCUUGUAGACUGACUUAAUAUACCUAUACAGUAUUUACAAACCCUUGUAAGGGAACUGAAGACUCUUUGUCUUAUUUAGACUGAAGCUGCCAAAUUUGAUAUUCUCUUAAUAAACAAUAAAAAUUUUCUGGA
This is a messenger RNA of Vespula vulgaris, 3799 nucleotides long. It is a transcript of the gene Nrt, whose product is annotated as neurotactin. The coding region runs from base 298 to 2484 and encodes 728 amino acids. The record is from RefSeq and is a predicted model, not a curated record. The transcript is spliced from 7 exons. NCBI's taxonomy places the organism in Eukaryota, Metazoa, Arthropoda, Insecta, Hymenoptera, Vespidae.